GUUUACUCAGUCUCAUUCUCCCCUGAUGGCACUCGCAUCAUGUCUGGUUCAAAAGAUUCCACUGUCCGGCUGUGGAAUGCAGCGACAGAGCAGCAAUUCCAGGAGCACACUGAGAUCCACCCAUCUGCAUUAUCUUUGAGUGGACGUCCCACCACACCUCGCAAACAGGAAACUAUCAUGUUAGCCAACACCCGGAACAAUCACGCCAUUUGCUUCGCAUCAAGCUUGGAGCUUGCGCUGUACAACCCUGCUGAGCUGCUCGAGAGCACCUCUCAUCAUGACCUCAAUUCAACCCCUGUCUUGCUGAAAGAUGGAUGGAUGGUAGGAGCCGAUCGUCGGUUGCUUUUCUGGGUACCACCCCCUUCCCGACAACAACCAUUCUAUUCUCCCCGGACUGUGUUUGUGAUACCCAGUGGGCAAGAGAUUGAUUUGAGUCGCAUGGCUCAUGGAGAACACUGGUCGAAUUGCCGAGAUGUCGCUACUUGCACAUGAUCCAAUUGCUGUAAUAUCGAGUUGAGACCACCCGCCGACAACCAGACCGAGUAUGCCUCCAAAUGCUACCGCUAGUUCGUCAGAGUGCAUACUGAGUGUUAUGGAUCAAGUGAUUCCGUCAGGAGAUGUUGUUGCGUGCUGGUCGUCCUUACAAAUUGUCAUACGAAACCUUUCGAAGCCUGGGUGACCAUCGAGAAUCUUAUGGUAGUACUAGCCUUCUUUCAUGUGAAGCAUCAUCUUCUGACAACUUCAGCGAAUCGCUAUCGCACGUACGGGUACUGACUGACUCGAGUCCGACAGUAUUAUUAUUACUAACAGCAGGACCUUGUCGUGAACGUCACGCUGCAACGAGAACCUGUGUAGAUCUAGA
Messenger RNA from Suillus subaureus, 862 nucleotides. RefSeq lists its product as uncharacterized. Bases 40 to 492 code for a protein of 150 amino acids. Gene Ontology annotation, molecular function: protein binding. Lineage: Eukaryota; Fungi; Basidiomycota; Agaricomycetes; Boletales; Suillaceae. The record is from RefSeq and is a predicted model, not a curated record. The transcript has 3 exons.